CCAAUAGCAACAUAACUAACUAGAACACGUCACACAAACACUAAUCCAGUACAAAAAAAAUGCUCCAAACUCUAUCCACCCAUCUCUCCUCCACCUCCACCUCCACCACCACACCUCUCCUCCUCCUCUCAAAACCCUUCCUGUCUCCCUCUGCAAAAUCCCAGCUUUCUCACUCUAAACCCUUCAACUUCCCUCGAACCUUAAAACGCAUCUCUUAUUACAAGCCCCCAAUGAACAUCCUUAACAAACUAGGCUUUGGUACUAGGUCACCUGACCCGUCCACAAUGGACCCAACAAUCCCACAAGGUCCUGACGAUGACUUACCAGCUCCUGGUCAGCAAUUUGCUCAGUUUGGAGCUGGUUGUUUUUGGGGUGUUGAAUUGGCAUUUCAAAGAGUCCCGGGCGUUACCAAAACUGAAGUGGGUUAUACUCAAGGCUUAUUGCAUAAUCCAAGUUAUGAAGAUGUUUGUACUGGUACUACCAAGCAUAGCGAAGUUGUUAGGGUUCAGUAUGACCCUAAAGAGGGUAGCUUCGAGACUUUGCUUGAUGCUUUCUGGGCUAGACAUGAUCCUACUACCUUGAAUCGCCAGGGGAAUGAUGUGGGAACACAGUACAGGUCUGGAAUAUACUAUUACACCCCUGAGCAGGAGAAGGCAGCAAAGGAAUCCAUGGAACAGCAGCAGAAGCUCUCAAACAGGAAGAUAGUCACGGAGAUUUUACCUGCCAAAAAAUUCUACCGAGCGGAAGAAUACCACCAGCAGUAUCUUGCCAAAGGAGGCCGUUUUGGAUUUAAACAAUCUUCUGAGAAAGGCUGCAAUGAUCCUAUCAGAUGCUAUGGCUAAUUCCUUUACCAUCAUUAAGAGGCUAACAUCGGUAUAGGUUAAAUAUUCUUGACCUGAUACAAUACCUGUUUAUAUUGAGAAACCUAAGCUUUUGUAUGCUUUGCUGUGUUGUGAAUGCCAUGUGUUAGCUUCGAGGACAUAGAUAUCUAGUUACCUAAAUAUGUUUGAUGGCUGUGUGCUCUACUGUUUGUGUAAGGUAGGUAGGGCAGAAUGGUUGAUAUAUAAGAAAAAAGUUUUUCAACA
Molecule: messenger RNA, 1085 nt
Organism: Populus nigra (black poplar)
Lineage: Eukaryota; Viridiplantae; Streptophyta; Magnoliopsida; Malpighiales; Salicaceae
Product: peptide methionine sulfoxide reductase A1-like
Exons: 2
Coding region: 60-842 (260 amino acids)
Molecular function (GO): peptide-methionine (S)-S-oxide reductase activity
Source: RefSeq, a predicted model, not a curated record